Molecule: messenger RNA, 1454 nt
Organism: Neoarius graeffei (lesser salmon catfish)
Lineage: Eukaryota; Metazoa; Chordata; Actinopteri; Siluriformes; Ariidae
Exons: 4
Coding region: 1-1416 (471 amino acids)
Source: RefSeq, a predicted model, not a curated record
AUGGAUGUGGAGUUUGGCAAUGAAUUUACUAACUUGACUUCUGUAUCAGAGAUCGAGGACAAAAGUACCAUAAAGCUAAUCUUUGAUUCUGGUCUGCCUUGCACUCCACACCAUCCCCACUCCACUCCUGCUACAUCAUGCUGUAGUGAUGACUCAUCACUUUCAUGUGCCUCACUUGACACCGAUAUUUUGACAUCUCCAGAGUCUGCCGCCUCAAGAUCAUCUGGAUGGCCUCUUGUGUUUCAUGUUCCCAAAUUCCCAUAUGAUUGUGAGCUGCAACUGGAAAAAGCCAAUGCUGCAUUCAAAGCAACUGGAACUUUGCUCGACCCUGACAUUAGACUUAAAACUGCCAUUCUUGAUGGUUUGGCUGAAGCAAUUGUGCAGUACAAAGUGUACCCAACUGAUGGUGAGUUUGAAGAUGUAACAGAAGCCCUUGUGUCAUCACAUCCAUGUUUAAGAGAACUAGGAUCUGCCACUGGACAUGCUGGCUGGAAAGUUAGUUUAAAGUACAAACUUGCCAACUACACAAGGAAGCUCAAGCGGCUUGGAUGCCCAGAGGUUGAAAUAAAUUCCUUUAACAAAGAGAAGACCAGUCCUGCUUCUGGUGUGAAGAAACCCAGAAAAGCUGAGGUCAAUUACUGCCCUUCCUACCCAUCAGGUGAAUCUGCAGAGACACUUGAAAAGAUAAAGGAGACCCUUGUUUUGGAAGCAAAGAAAAAGAACAAUGAGGACACAGUGGCAGCAAUGAUGACCAAGACCUUUGCUCAUAGAAGGCAAGAGAUUAUUCGAGAUGCCCCCAUGAUUGCAGUUUUUAAAACCAGAUGGCCAGCUCUUUUCAAUAUGUGCGAGUUAAGUGCUGAGUUCAAGAGAAUAACUACUGUUAGUUUGCUGCCGAAGUUCUUCUCUGAGCUGGAUGGUCACUCGGCAAAACUGCUCCAGGUCUUUGGCAAGAAGGGUGAUGCUCUGGGACAAAGGAUAAAGAGGAUUCUGAUACCCGUGACACAGACUGACAACAUUGAUGUGAAAAGAGAGUGCAUCCUCAAGGCGCUGAUGGUCUACCUGAAUGAGGAGCCGGACAAACUGGUGAAAGAACGCCUGGACUGUGAUGUUGAUGCUGGCGGUCAAGCUGAAAUGGAGACGGUCUUUGGUGUACUUGUGAUUCGCAGACAAGGUGCAGAGCUUGAUGAUGGUCCAGCUGAUGUCAUCAUCAUUUUGGAGGGAGUAGAAGUCCUCAACGAGCUUGGUAACGUACCCGUGGCUAUAGCGAUGCUAUUCCCUUUAGUUUACGCACUUAAUUUGAGCUACCCUGCAGAGUGGAAGUACACUUUCGAAGCACUUCAAAAACUUAUCAUGGGACUUGAUGGACAGAAAUUGUCCAAGAAACUACAGGUGCUGAAAACCCUACUUGCACGUUAAAAUUUUGUAGGAUUACUUGCAUACAGUUAGCGUUACAU